Messenger RNA from Oldenlandia corymbosa var. corymbosa, 1236 nucleotides. Lineage: Eukaryota; Viridiplantae; Streptophyta; Magnoliopsida; Gentianales; Rubiaceae. The record is from the annotation of a GenBank genome assembly.
UGAUUUGUUAGGGCUAACAUGUCUUCUCGGUAUUAUUGCAUCGGUCUCAGCAUCAUCUUUUCAGGUAUUACAGCUUUGAUAGUGUGGUCUGCUCUUCGCGGGUAUCGGCUUCCGGCAUGCUCCGUCGAAGUCUUUUAUGUGCCGUGCCUUAAUGUGACCGAUAAUUCUACCUCCGCCCGAAGCAACCACACUCUUUACUUCGAUAUAAGGCUCAAAAACCGAGAGCCUUUUCACGGGGUUCGCUACGACGAUAUCAAAAUGACUUUCUUUUAUGGUCAAAAUAGUAGCCUGAAUCCCAUCGGCGACUAUAAAGUCCCCAGGUUCUACCAGGGUUACCGCAAGGAAGCUCGCCGGAAAGCAUUAGUGGAGACUUACGGGGUGCCGUGGGAGGCUGCUCGUGCCAACGUGUCAAACCGGUCAACGGUGACUUUCCGGGUUGGACUUGCCACUCGGGUGACAUACAAAGCUUGUGAUGAGCAUGGUUGUUCUUACCAUACAUAUGAUUUGAUCGAAGGGGCAAAUGUCGACGUCGACGGAUCUGGUCGGAAAGUCAACAAGCAGCGUAUUAGGCUGAAAUCCGCUGCUCCAGAUCAUAUUCGCCAUCAUGUGUUUCUGGGGCUUCCGGUUAUACUUUAUUUUUUGGGUAUUAUAGCUUUGAUCGUGUGGUCAGCUGUUCGUGGAUAUAGACUGCCGGCGUGUUCCGUCGAAGACUUUUAUGUGCCGUGCCUAAACGCGACCAAUAAUUCCACCUCCGGCCGAACCAACCACACUCUUUACUUGGUUCUCAGGCUCCAAAAUAGGGAGCUCCUUCAAGUUGCGCGCUACGACGAAAUUAAUGUCACCUUCUUUUACGGUGAAACUAUGAUUCCCGUUGGAAACUAUACUUUCCCGAGAUUCCACCAGGGUUAUCACAAAAGAGCUCUCCGGAAAGCGUUGGUGGAGACUGACGGAGUGCCGUGGGAGGCGGCUUAUGCCAACGUGUCAAACGGGUCAACGGUGACUUUCUGGGUAGAACUAGCCACCCGGGUGACAUACAGAUCUUGUUACGACAGUGGUUGCUCGUACCAUACCUAUGAUUUGGUGGAAGAGGCUAAGGUAUCUGUGGAUGGAUCUGGCCAGAGAGUCAACAAGAAGGGCAUUAGGCUCAAGUCCGCCGCAGCAGGUCAUACUCGUCGUCCUGGAGGCUUUCUUGGACUUUCAGUUAUGCUGCUAAAUUUUUUAGUUCUGCUGGUCUGA